Messenger RNA from Trichogramma pretiosum, 1510 nucleotides. RefSeq lists its product as uncharacterized. The record is from RefSeq and is a predicted model, not a curated record. Lineage: Eukaryota; Metazoa; Arthropoda; Insecta; Hymenoptera; Trichogrammatidae. The annotation marks the transcript as partial. The transcript is spliced from 4 exons.
CAAGUAUCCAAGACGCUUCGAGCGCAAAAGAUAAUUCUGGAAACGACGCAACCGGGUCUUGGCCAGACGAAACCAAGCCCAGAUAAUUUCGUACAAUCUUCUCUCGCACCGACGAAUGCCAUGGGUGGAUCAAAUUUAAACCCGCACACACCGCAAUCCAUAUUUCAACCGACUAUCAACCACACUGGUACUGGGUUUCGCAAUGAAAACCAAUGGCUGAGGAUGCCGUAUGUUCCUCCAAUGACUAUGCCAUGGACUGUACCUACCCAGCCACAUCCAGAUCUGGUCAGAUUCACUGGGGAACAGCCUUCCGAUGCUUUUCAAACUUAUGUUCCCCAUCAAAAGCGUAAACUGGAAGCUCCAGAUAUUUUAGAUAAUCCACCACCAUCAAAACAGUUCAUCAGUGAAGAAAAAAUGGCACAACACUUUCAAAGCUUAUACAUUAGUGGUAAUGGUUCUAAUGCUCAGGAUCCAGUUCCAUCUACAUCUGGAGCUAGUUCAUCAAAUGUACUACCCGAUGAAAGCAUUGCAAUAGACAUGGAUGAAAGUGCAUCGCCAAGAUUAGUUAUAUCUGAUGAACUUAAAAAACUCACACAAGAGCCAAUUUUGCCUUCUACUUUGUUAUCUAAAAUGGAACGGCCCUCCAUGGCUUUAGUCUUAUGGGAACCACCUAGUCAGCAUUUGCGGUUUUUCACAAAUGCUUCAGAAGCAUCAUCAACUGACAAAUCUGAUGAGAACCAAAAAAGUAUUGAUAAAGCAGAGGCUGUUGACAACAAUAAUCAAGUAGAUUUAGAGAUGCAAUCAAUGGAUGUAAAUCCAGAGGAUUUACCAUUAGAUGAUAUAUUAGAUGAAGAUAUGGAUCUUUAAGUUCCUAUAAUUAACUUUUUUAAACAAUUCAUUUUAAAAUUCAUCAAAUCAUUAUAAAUAUUCCAUUCAAGUUUAUAAAAAGUUUUAAUACCUUGUGUUUAACUAUUAAUUUUAGUUAUGAAAGUCUUAUUUACAAUAUUUCUUGGCUGUUAUUUGCUAUAAGUCAAAUUUUUUGAAUUUCAUAAUUAUUCAAAGUUGUUGAUUAUUAGAAAAACUUCAAGUUCUUUCCCGAUUUUAUCUGAAGUUCUUUUAUAAUCAAGAAAACAUCUUGUAAAACUGCCAGAGAAUCCGAAGUAAAGAUACUUUUUAUACUUCAAUUUGCAAUCGUUUUUACAAUUGUAUGUAGAUUAAUAUAUAUAUACAGAUAAUAUCUAGAUUUUUAAAUGAAUGGCUGGCUGUAAAUAUGGAAUAAAUCAGUGAUGAAUAAUUAAAAAUUCGGAAAAUUUUUUAAUCUUCAUCGUGCAUGCUUGAAUUGGAAUGAGAAAAUCUUUUCUACCGUCGUUUGUUUAACUAUUAAUUGCAUUGUAAAUAACUUAACGCUAUUACUAUCGUUCAUAUCGAUAAUUUAUAAAAAAGAAAAAAAAUGUGAAAGAGAGGUGUGAUAACGAAAAAAGAGGUACAAAUUAAAACAACGUAAAUGAUA